Acaulospora colombiana is the source of this 1380-nucleotide messenger RNA. NCBI's taxonomy places the organism in Eukaryota, Fungi, Glomeromycota, Glomeromycetes, Diversisporales, Acaulosporaceae. The record is from the annotation of a GenBank genome assembly.
AUGGUAUCCUUCAGUUGUGAUCUGUGUGCCGACAUAUUAAAGAAACCAAAACUAGAUCAACACAAAGAGCAUUGUCGAAACAGUACCUUCACAUGCCUUGACUGUAAUACAACCUUCGAAGGGACUAAAUAUAGAAGUCAUGUUAGUUGUAUUAGUGAACAAGAGAAAUAUCAAAAGGGAAUUUUCAAAGGAAAGAAGAAACAAGACAACCCCCCCGAAAAGUUGAACCAAACGCCGGCAACAUCAAAACCAAAACAAAAUGCCGGAACUAGCAAUGAAGCAAGUCGAGAGCCGGCUCCUAAGAAAACCAAAGAUGUGCUCGACAAGAAGAGUAAAGACGCGAAUCAUGAGAAUGAACCGGACAUGGAUUAUAAGAAAGAACAGGAUGCCGUUCACCAUAAGAAAGAUCGAGCCGUGACUUCCAAAAAGAAUAAAAAAGAGUCCGAAGGUGAUUUGGCUGCUGUUGAGAAAUCCAAGAAAAAGUCUAAAAAAAAGGAAGCAGUAACCAAGAAUGAGGAAAAGGAAAGUGUUGAUGAAGAUAAAAUAGGGUCCGAAGGUGAUUUGGCUGCUGUCGAGAAAUCUAAGAAAAAGUCUGGAAAAGUAACCAAAGUCGUUGAAGUUUCGAAAAAGCGAAAAGCCGAGGAGCAACUUACCCCGGAAAAGAAACAGCCCGAAGCUCAGGCUGAAGACUCGAAUGACAAUGUUCGAAAGUCGAAGAAGAAAAAGUUGGCGCCACAAAACCCGACGCAAUCACGACCAGAAGACGAAGACAAACUUGACGAACCCCCGGCUAAGGUAAAAAAUCUUGAUCAAUCGGCUGAUAAAAAUAAGAAAAAGAAAAAGAAAACUGUCAAACUGGCUUCAACCGACGGAGGAGAAAAUUCAUCUAAUUCUCGGGAAAAGACCGAAUUGACUUCAACAAACGGAGAGGAAAAUUCGUCUGAUUCUCAGAAAGCGAAAAUAACCGCUUUCGACUCUAGUUUGUCCCCUGUUAGUGCUGAUAAAGAUUUGAGACGUAAAAGAGAACAGCAAGAUGCUGAAUCUAGUUCCUCAAAAGGUGAAAAGAAACAGAAAACCGAGGCUAUUGAAACUACAUCGGUAAAACAAAAUGAUAACGUGAAUGGUAAGAAGAAAAAGAAGCGUUCCGGCGCGGAAAAGAGUAAUGAAAACACGAAAGAUGACAGCUUUGGUUUCAAAUUUUCCGCGAUUGAAGCGUUAGAGAAAGCCUUUACGGAAGGGAAGCAUCAAGAAAUAACGCUUCAACAAUUGGAAAAAAUGGUUGUUGAUCAAUACUCCGCUGACCCAAAGAACACAUUGAAUUCUAGCGAACUGGGUCAAAAAUUCAGAGAGAGCAUUACAUUCGUGUUCAAAGAUGGAAAU